Molecule: messenger RNA, 1336 nt
Organism: Gigantopelta aegis
Lineage: Eukaryota; Metazoa; Mollusca; Gastropoda; Neomphalida; Peltospiridae
Product: actin-related protein 2/3 complex subunit 5-like
Exons: 4
Coding region: 86-535 (149 amino acids)
Biological process (GO): Arp2/3 complex-mediated actin nucleation; cell migration; regulation of actin filament polymerization
Cellular component (GO): cytoplasm; actin cytoskeleton; Arp2/3 protein complex
Molecular function (GO): actin filament binding
Source: RefSeq, a predicted model, not a curated record
UGUAAGAAAACCAAUCUAAUUCUACUUCCGGGGUGGUGUUUUUUUUUAACGUGUUAGACUCUAUUUCCCUAAAUUAAUUAGAACGAUGUCCAAGAACACAGGUGCUAGCAAGUUUAGGAAGGUUGAUGUCGACCAGUACGAUGAAGAUAAAUUCCAAGAUGAAGAGACUGAUGUAGCAGAACAAGGACCAAACGAAUCUGAAGUUAACACCCUACUGAGUCAAAAAAAGAAUGCUGAUGCGCUGAAGUUGGUUUUGAACUCUGCACCCAUUGGAACUAAGAAUCAAGCUGUAAAGGAUAAAGCUGGUGCACUUGUUUUGAGAGUUCUUACGUCAUUCAAGACAAGCGAUAUAGAAUCAGCCAUAAAGUCGCUGGACUCCAAACUGAUUGACAUUCUGAUGAAGUACAUAUACCGAGGGUUUGGACAUCCGUCUGAUAACAGUAGUGCUAUUUUAUUAGCCUGGCAUGAGAAGACAUUCGCUAUUGGAGGAUUAGGAUCAAUAGUGCGGGUUCUGGCGGACAGGAAAACUGUGUGAGACCGUGACACUUCUUGAUUUCCACGCUCUUGUACAUUUCAUUAGAAACAAUAAAUAUAUAUAUAUAUACACUACCCUACCCUACUUAUAGUACAUUAUGAUGCAAUAAUAUAUCUUGUUUUUGUCCUGGAAGGACAAGAAAUUUAAUUAUGAACAGCAAAAAAAAACACCAUAAAGUUUAUUUUCAGUGAUGAUAGCCAUGUUAAAAAGUGAUUUGCUUGUACAGUAGAACCUGCCUAAACCGAAUCUUAAUAAAAGAUUACAGCCAAAUAUUUCAGUUCCAACUUUUCCCCUAGGUUUUUGAUAUAUAUUAAAACCAUCAAUAAACCGAAUUCUGUCCAUUCUGGAAACCGGAUGGAUUUUUUGCACCAACACAUUACCAUCUAAAUCAAUAAGCCAAAAUGAGACUUCUCUAAACCAAAUAAAUGUUGACUUUCCAAUGUGAUUCACUUUAGUCUGGUUCCACGUAAUAAUUAACGUGUAUUUAUUAUUAUGCCAGGCAGUAUCAUAUCUUGCAGUGCUGAAAUUAUUGUACCAAGUACAGCCUAAUGAACGGCUAUACUUGCAUAUUGCAGUUGGUGUGUUACUCAAUGACGUGGAUAAAAAGAAAGAAGAAUGUGUUGAAUGUGUCAUUAAAUAUAACAUUUCUUUCUUUGAUGACAAGUGUUCAGAUACUUAUUUAAAAGCACGCUUCACAUUCAGUGUAAGAGAGUAAGAUGUAGUAUACAAAUGUAUAACUGUGUAUUAUAUUUUAUAUUGCUCAUUUGUAAAUAAACAACAAAAUUCAGCGUACUGUCAUCA